AUGAAGAAAACACGCUCUCAACAAGAGAAAUACACUCCCAAUAGGAGAAAACACAAAACCAAAAAACUUACAACACACAAGCAGGACACAACUGAAGAAAAACUAAGAAGGCUACAACCCUCCCCUCCACCCGAAGGCACUCCGGACCCUCACCACUCGAAUCAUGACCCAAGUGACCCCCAAGCACUGAAGCCAAUCCGACAGGACCGACGACCUACCGAGUGGCCACCACCGGCCACUAACCCGCUCGAACUGCGUCGGGAGCCGCCACCGGAGAACCCCUCCAAGCCCAACACAAGGACGAGAAGAGGAACGAAGGUCGAAGCUCAAAGCUUAUCCCGGCCCCAGCCGCCACCGCACAGCUACCGGAUCCCGCCUCGACACCAUCGCCCGCGAGCCAAAUGUCUCGACCAUCCGUCACGGCCAACCGGUAGAAAGGCGAAACGCUGCAUCAACAGGGAUAGUCUGCCCGUAAGGAGAUGUGCCUACAGCCCAAGAACCGAAUCGGAGCAGCGGGGGCGGAUUGCCGGAGGAAGAGAGGCUUCGAUGAAGAUUAGGUCCAACUAG
This is a messenger RNA of Striga asiatica, 567 nucleotides long. Lineage: Eukaryota; Viridiplantae; Streptophyta; Magnoliopsida; Lamiales; Orobanchaceae. The record is from the annotation of a GenBank genome assembly.